ACUAAUUUUUUCCCUCAACAAUAAACCAAAUUUUUGGAAAAGGCAAAAUUUGGUUAAUUAAAUUAAAUUGUUUCCAUUUUAAUUUCCUAUUAUUUGUUUUUUAAUCAAUUUAAUCACUGACUGGACCGAUCAACAAGUUGAAUCUUAAUUUCUACGAAUCGAACCUUUAAUUUAUUCUAAUUUUUUUCUUUUCUGUUCUAUUUUUGUUUCUGUUAUUAUUUUACUCUUCAUUGGCUAUUGAUGACCACAGAUGAUUGAGAAAAGAUUUAAUUGUGAACAAUUGCCAAUUACUAUGGUUUCCAAUUUAUUCUUGGUUAUUUUGUCCGGUCAUUUCCAUUUAAUUCAAUUAGAUUAUCUCUUUUCCUGAUUCCACAAGAUGUGAUUUCCAAGAUUGAAUUUGGUUUUUUUUCUAUGUGAGAGAUCACCAGUCAACAUAAUAGUGGAUUCGGUGCCUCUGCCAACAAUAUUGUCUACAUUUCUACAAAACUAUUAUAUUUUCUACAAUUUAUCUUCUAAUAUCAUCAUGUUAAUUGUCAUCUAAUUAUCUUAAUCAAAGUUGACAUUAACCUCAUAUCAUCAGCAAUAAGCGAACUUAUAUAUUUAAAUCAUUGGAAAUAAGACUGAGCGAGACAAAGAGAGAGAGAGAGACAAAAGCUGAAAUCAACAGCGAUCGUUACAUUUAUGAAAACAAAACGGUAUAAACAUUUUUCUUGUGACUUCUACUCAAUUCUUCAUCAUCGCUUCCAUCGAGAUUCGUGAAUCUGGAGCUAAUAACAAUCAAAAAAGAUGAAGGGAAAAAAGCGAUACUCUCUCAUUAUUCUGGCCACCAUUUUAUUUAUCCUUAUUUAUUUCAUAUUAAAAGCAAUCUCAUAUAGCUGUGAUGCUGGACAAUCUAAUCUCAAGCCCAGAAGCUCCCUAAUUGAUAAUUAUUUCAGUUUUGUGUGUAAAUAUAAACUGACCACAAUCAAGAUUAGUCAAGUUGGUGAGAGAAUAUCAAAAGAGGAGCCAAUUGCUAGUAAACAAAAGGUUCGAUUAAGUUAUUUAGAUGAUGGACAAAUUUGGUAUUCUUCAGAUUCUUCAGAUUCUUCAGAUUCUAAAGGUGAUACCAAAAAUUAUCCCAAGUCAAGUUUAUCAUCAAUCGACAAUCAAAAUAAAGAAAUUACCAAUGAAGAAAAGACAAAGAGAGGAAAAAGUUUGGAUAAAGAAAAUUCCGGUUUACCUGAGUUUCCUCGUGAUUGUCGUUUCUCAAAUUGUUUCAACUUUAAUCGAUGUCCACCCGGUGAAAGAUUAAGAAUACAUAUCUACCCAGAAUUAUCAAAACUCAAAUCUUCAUCUCCACCUUUAACCAUAUCAUCAACUUAUCAGAAAAUUAUUACAAUCAUUGAAUCAUCUAUUUAUUAUGAACCUGAUCCAGAUAAAGCUUGUUUAUUUAUUACCCGUUACGAUUAUCUUGAUAGAGAUCGACUUAGCCUUGAUUUUCAGAAAAAUUUACCCUCCUUAUUACCAUUGGACAAUGGUCGUAAUCAUAUUGUGUUUAACCUUUACUCUGGUACAUGGCCUGAUUAUAGAGAAUUGGAUUUAGCUGGUUUUACCCUUGGAUAUUCAAUUUUGGCGAAAGCAUCUUUCAGUUAUCAACAUUUUCGACCAGGAUUUGAUAUUUCAAUUCCUCUUUUCUCAAAAAAUCAUCCAAUCCGAGGGAAAACAUUCAUUGAGCCCGAUGAAGGACCCGAAUAUCAGUUGGCUGAUGAAAUUGCCUUUGAAACGGUUGAAACAAAUGUAUAUAAGGUUAAUGAGAAAAAAAAUCUUCUCGUUUUCAAGGGUAAAAGAUAUACUCAUGGAAUUGGAAGUGAGACUCGUAACACUUUGUACCAUCUUCAUAAUGACCACGAUAUUCUCAUAUAUACAACCUGUAAACACGGGAAAAAGUGGAAAGAUGCCAAAGACGAAAGAUGUACCAAAGAUAAUCGAGAUUAUGAUAAAUAUGAUUAUUUAUCUUUAAUGGCCAAUUCAACGUUUUGCCUUGUACCUCGAGGUCGUCGAUUGGGAUCAUUCCGAUUUCUAGAAGCUUUAGCAUUCGGAUGUAUUCCAGUUUUACUCUCAAACAAUUGGGUUAAACCAUUUGAAGAUGUAAUCGAUUGGUCUGAGGCCGUUGUCGAAGGCGAUGAACGAAGUCUCCUUCAACUUCCCGAAAUAAUGAGAUCUUAUGAUUGGAAAAAAAUUGAGAAAAUGGCCUCACGAAGUAAAUCCCUUUACGAUACUUAUUUCUCAAGUGUGGAGAAAAUUGUUUUCACAACUAUAGCAAUAAUUAAUGAACGAAUUCACUCCCAUCUAAGUUUAAAUUCAUUUCUAUGGAAUCUUGUUAAUCCGGGUUUCUCUGGUUUUACCGGUGCAAUUUGGUUUGAUACUGAAUAUAGUUGCCAAUUGAAAGAUUAUCCUGGUUACGGGAAACUUUCACAAUUUUCUCCAUCAUCUUUAAUAUCACAACAAUCAGCCACAUCAUCACAAUUAACAAGAUCAUCUUCAUCAUCCACAAAUCUCAAGGAUCCAUUUGAUGGCUUCACAACAAUACUUUAUAUAAAUAAGCCAAUUAUGCCAAGCUCAAUCCAUAGACUGAUAAAAUCAUUAUCUAAAUCUCAAUAUUUGAUCAAAAUAAUCAUCAUUUGGACCUUACCUGACAAUCCUCCGUCUAAUUUACUUAAAAAUCCCUAUCACGAUUCCUCACUAGUCAAUGUGAUCGUACCCGAAAUUAAAACAAUUAAUGCCAAACUUAAACCGUACAAAGAAAUUGAAACUUAUGCAGUUCUGACUCUUCAACCCGAUACAACGAUUACCGCUGAAGAGUUGGAUUUCGCUUAUUUGGUUUGGUGCUCAUUUCCUCAUCGAAUCAUUGGUUUUACCGCUCGAGAUCAUUAUUAUGAUGAAUUUCGUUCGCGAUGGUAUUAUACCUCGAAAUGGACUAACUAUUACUCGAUUAUACUUCUUGAUGCAGCUUUUUAUCAUCGAUAUUACAAUAAUCUUUACACUAAUUACAUAUCAAGUAAUCAAUUUUUUUCACAAGAUCCAAACAAUUGGGAUGAUGAGAUUUGUGUUGAUUUGCUUUUCAAUUUUCUGAUCUCCCAUAUAACACGAGAAGGACCGAUUAAAGUGACACAAAGGAAACGAACCUCUAAUAGUAGUAGUUCACUUUACAAUUUAAUUAAUACCUCAAAUACUUUAACAAGUAAAUUUGAAUCAUUCACCGGAUCUCAAGAAUGUUUCACUUAUCUAUACAAUUUAACCUUUAAUUAUGUUCCACUGAUUAAAAGUCAAAUGAGAUUUGAUCCUGUUCUCUUCAAAGACUCAGUUUCCAAUUUAAGGAAAAAAUAUCGACGAUCAGAAACAGUUAAUUAACCAAAUUAUCAGCUCGUUUUUGGAUAAAAUCAUCAACAAUUCAUAUUACUUUUUACUCAACCAAAUCAUGAAAAUAACUCCAGCAAAUAACAAAAGGACCAUAAUAUUGAAUAAGAAGCAUUUUUAUAUUUAAUUUACUUAAACGACGAUUAAUCAAUCGAAAACAAAAGUCUUCAUGUAAAUAGUUCAAUAUACAUGUAAAAAUGUGUGCAAUAAAUAUACUAAUUAAAGAGAUAAUUAAUUUAGAA
This is a messenger RNA of Panonychus citri (citrus red mite), 3638 nucleotides long. RefSeq names its product exostosin-1-like. NCBI's taxonomy places the organism in Eukaryota, Metazoa, Arthropoda, Arachnida, Trombidiformes, Tetranychidae. Gene Ontology annotation, molecular function: glycosyltransferase activity. Gene Ontology annotation, cellular component: membrane. The coding region runs from base 787 to 3390 and encodes 867 amino acids. The transcript has 8 exons. The record is from RefSeq and is a predicted model, not a curated record.